AUGGCGUUCAAUCCUCUCCUCCUCCACCCAACACCGCCGCCAGAGAUCCCUCAUCAGGAUCCAGAUCCCGCCAAAUCCGGUGCGGUCACCGCCCGGACGCGCCGCCGCCAGCAGCCCCCCUCCGUCCUCUUCCACAGCGCCAUCGGCUCCACCGCGCCGCGACUGCCAGGAGCAACUGCGCCAUCACUCUCCAGCAGCAGUUCAACAACAACAACAACAACAACAAAAAGCAGAUGCCGGAGUCGGGCGGGCGGCGGACCAGCUCAUCAUGUCAACGCCCACAAAGCGCUUGUCGUCGGCGACUUCUCGACCUCGUGCCCUCUCCAACCUCCCCAAAGCCCCUCUCCAUCACCCAGACCUCUCCCCCGCCCGAUGCCACGGCUCUACGCUCCGGUCGCCGUAGCAAGGCGCCCCGCUGGGCCUACAGCGACGGCUGCCGCGGAAGCCUUACCCCAACUGCGAGGCCACUCCCCUGCGACCAUGUUCGAGGUCGCCUUCCAGGCCGUCGAGCUCUGGCGAUCGCCGACCGCGCCGUCCUGCCCUUGCAGAACUCCCUCGGCGGCAGCAUCCAUCGCAACUACGACCUCCUCCUUCCGCCCCGCCUUCACAUCUGUUGGGCCCUCGCCCAAUGCGAGCACACGUCUAACGCCUCGGCCUGCAACGUUUGCCCGGGAGCCCUUCCGACGACACAGCCCGCGGCGCCGAGUCGUCUUCCCGUCAACGCGGGCUGCGGGACACCCGCUGCGAUUGCGUCCGCAAGAGCCGCGAGCUCUAUGGGCUCCAGAUCAUGGCGGAUGGGAUUCAGGACGACUCCGUAAACGUGACGAGGUUCGUGAUGCUGGCCGCGAGCCGAUCAUCCCUCGGACCGAUCGGCCCUUCAAGACGAGCAUCGUGUUCGCGCACGACCGCGAGGGGACGUCGCUGCUGUUCAAGGUUCUGUCCGCGUUCGCGUUCAGGGAUAUAUCGCUGACGAAGAUAGAGAGCAGGCCGCACCGGAACAGGCCGAUCAGGUUGGUUGACGAUGCGAACAUCGGGACGGCCAAGCAUUUCGAGUACAUGUUCUACUUGGAUUUCGAGGCGUCGAUGGCGGAGCAGCGGGCGCAGAAUGCGCUGGCGGAGAUUCAAGAGUUUACUUCCUUUUUGAGGGUGCUGGGGAGCUAUCCCAUGGAUAUGACUCCUUGGAAUGGUUCUUCUUCUUCUUCUUCUUCUUCUUCUUCUCCGCCGCCCUCCUCCUCGUCGUCGUCGUCGAGUGGAGAUUGAUGAUGACGGUGGGCUGUGAAAAUUAAUAAAUCCUCAAUUGUUGUAGUAGUUGCUGUUGUAGUUAGAUGGAGUAUUAUGAUGUUUGUUUUGUCGAAAGACGGAUGAUUGUGCUGGCUGUGUUUGUUAAUAUGCCUCCAGUCCAUUACCGCUGUUCUUUAAUUUUUUUUUUUUAGCUCGAAUUGGGUUGUGGACCAAUUGCGAUUGGGAUUGUAAAUCUGUUACAAAGUGAAGUAGUAUUCACCGUC
Molecule: messenger RNA, 1505 nt
Organism: Asparagus officinalis (garden asparagus)
Lineage: Eukaryota; Viridiplantae; Streptophyta; Magnoliopsida; Asparagales; Asparagaceae
Product: arogenate dehydratase 5, chloroplastic-like
Exons: 2
Coding region: 1-1260 (419 amino acids)
Biological process (GO): L-phenylalanine biosynthetic process
Cellular component (GO): cytoplasm; chloroplast
Molecular function (GO): prephenate dehydratase activity; arogenate dehydratase activity
Source: RefSeq, a predicted model, not a curated record